Messenger RNA from Mirounga angustirostris (Northern elephant seal), 312 nucleotides. Its product is annotated as ATP synthase subunit g, mitochondrial-like. The transcript has a single exon. Gene Ontology annotation, molecular function: proton-transporting ATP synthase activity, rotational mechanism. Gene Ontology annotation, biological process: proton motive force-driven ATP synthesis. Lineage: Eukaryota; Metazoa; Chordata; Mammalia; Carnivora; Phocidae. The record is from RefSeq and is a predicted model, not a curated record.
AUGGCCCAGUUUGUCUGUAACCUUGUGGAGAAGGUCCCGGUGCUGGUGAAUGCUGCUGGGACUUAAAUGUAACCUUGACUGGCUACAUUUUGACACUAUGCCAAGGUUGAGCUGGUUCCUCCAACUCCUGCUGAGAUCCCUACAGCUAUUCAGAGCUUGAAAAAAAUAGUCAAGUGUGCUCAAACCAGUAGCUUCAAAGGGCUCACAGUUAAGGGAGCUCUGCUGAAUGGUUUGGUUGCCACUGAGGUGUGGAUGAGGUUUUAUGUUGGUGAAAUCAUAAGCAAGCGUGGUAUCAUUGGCUAUAAUGUUUGA